Molecule: messenger RNA, 318 nt
Organism: Anisakis simplex (herring worm)
Lineage: Eukaryota; Metazoa; Nematoda; Chromadorea; Rhabditida; Anisakidae
Source: the annotation of a GenBank genome assembly
UUGGUUAAACUUGGCGGUUGUUUUUUUUUUAAUUCCGUUGUAUCCAUUUAUCUUUUUAUAACCCCACUUUUUGCAGUUCAUUAUUCCGCACAUCGUGCAGCUAUUGCUAAAAUUGGUCGAAAAGAAUAUAUACGUCGAUAUCCUGUCACUAUACUGAGGGCAGAUGGGUCAACGAUAAAGAUUCGAGUUGCAGAACCACGCGAAUUUGUUCAGUUACCCGUGGAUUUGGAAGCACUAACUGAGGAUGAGCGGCGUCAACGAUUAGCAGCCAGAAAACCGAAAGUGAAGCAAAUUCAUGAGGUUCGUAUCUUAUUUUGA